AUGGCCGUCCUAUUCAACUACCUGGUCGACGUCUACCAGUCCUUGCGGGGUGUCAACUCCACAAUUCUCACCGAGAAAGAUGUCCCUGGCACCGACCUGCGGGGAAAAUGGAUCAUCAUCACCGGCUCAAAUAAUGGGAUUGGCUUGGAAGCAGCCAAGUCUUUCGCAGGAUGGGGAGCGAACCUCAUUAUGGGCUGUCGCGAUCCCCCUGGGUGGGAACUCCACCCCACCGCUGCUGUCAAAGAAUGCAGGGAUAUCGCCACUGCGCAUGGUCACUCGUCCACCAUUGAGUGGUGGGACGUCGACUUGACUAGUCUGGAGAGUGUGGAUGCGUUUGCUGAGCGAUGGCUCGCGACGAAGCGGCCGCUUGAUAUUCUCUGCAAUAAUGCCGCCAUCUCGAUUGCGCCAUUGACAGCUAGGACGGGAGACGGAUUCCAGCCGGUCCACCAGAUUAACUACCUCGCGCAUGUUUUAAUCACACUUCGACUUCUACCCUCCCUGGCACGCAGUGACGAGCCUCGGAUCGUAUGCACGACGUCAUGCUACCACCAUCUCGGCUUUUUCGAUCUGACAGGCCAGGACUAUGGCGCUGCGGAUGGCACCGGGUGGAUGGGCAAUCCAUACCAGAACAAUAAGCUCUUCUUCCAGAUGUUUGUUGCGGAGCUGCAAACCCGUCUGCUUAAGCAUCCGGAGUAUAAGCACAUCACAAUUAACGGGGUGCACCCCGGUUUUGUCGCCUCGGGUAUCUGGAAACCACUCGAGGCGACCGGGGGAAAGCUGCUGGAUUUGUUCCUCCGCCAUAUUGCUAUUACUCCGCAACAAGGGAGCCUGGCCAUCACCAACGCGGCCACCAGCCCGGAGCUUGGGCCCGACCCCCAAACGCAGGGUGUUGGACAGCCCGGCGGGCGAGGCGGAGGCCACUAUCUCAAUCGGAUUUGGGUAGCUCCGUCGAAGAGACACUGCAAUGAGCCUGAAUUGAGGGCUGAGCUUUGGGUUCAUACGGCCAAGGAGCUACAGCUUCAAGAGAAAGGGCUGCUCGAUGUGUUGGGUCUCUAA
Molecule: messenger RNA, 1056 nt
Organism: Penicillium argentinense
Lineage: Eukaryota; Fungi; Ascomycota; Eurotiomycetes; Eurotiales; Aspergillaceae
Exons: 2
Coding region: 1-1056 (351 amino acids)
Source: RefSeq, a predicted model, not a curated record